Messenger RNA from Malus domestica (apple), 1320 nucleotides. RefSeq names its product serine/arginine-rich splicing factor RS2Z33-like. NCBI's taxonomy places the organism in Eukaryota, Viridiplantae, Streptophyta, Magnoliopsida, Rosales, Rosaceae. The record is from RefSeq and is a predicted model, not a curated record. Gene Ontology annotation, molecular function: RNA binding; zinc ion binding.
ACCCCUCGCCUUCUCCAGGUACAAUGCCUCGUCAUGAUGACCGCCAUGGUGGUUCACGGCUCUAUGUUGGCCGCUUGUCAUCUCGGACAAGAUCACGCGAACUUGAAGACGUAUUCAGCAGAUAUGGAAGGUUCCUUGGCUUUUGCCAAACCUGGAGGUCUUGGUGAGAGGUCCAAUUGGUGGAUUUGGCGAGUCUUUCUAUAAUUUAUUGCGUUUUUUUAUGGAAAUGGCAACAAUCUCAAAGUGGUGUUUAGUUCAUCUGUGAGGGGCGAAGUCUCAUCCCUUUGAUGCUUGUAUCAUGAUGGCCUUACUGUUUAUGGAACCCGUUUACGCAGAGUACGUGAUGUGGAUAUGAAGCGCGACUUUGCCUUUGUUGAAUUUAGUGACCCCCGGGAUGCUGAUGAUGCAAGAUAUAGCCUGAACGGUCGUGAUGUUGAUGGGAGCCGGAUAAUUGUGGAAUUUGCCAGGGGGGCACCACGUGGUCCUGGUGGAUCUCGGGAGUAUCUUGGGAGAGGCCCUCCUCCAGGAUCAGGGCGCUGUUUUAAUUGUGGGCUGGAUGGACACUGGGCUCGAGAUUGCAAGGCUGGAGACUGGAAGAAUAAGUGUUAUCGUUGUGGGGAACGAGGCCACAUUGAAAGAAAUUGUCAGAAUAGUCCAAAGAAAACAACUAAACGUGGGCGUAGUCUCUCACGUUCACCAAGUCCAAGGCGGGGUAGAAGUCGAAGCCGUAGCUACAGCAGGGAUCAUAGUUACAGCCGUUCCCGCUCACCCGUGAGGGGAGAACGGAGUUUGGAGAGAAGAUCAAGGAGUCCUCAUGACAGCCGGAGCCCUAAGCGUCGCAGGGGUUCACCACCACUCUCCAAGGGGAGGAAGCAUGAUAGAACUCCCGAAGGGAGGAGCCCACAAGAGCGGGGUAGCCUCUCCCCGCAGGAUCGCAGAUCUGACGACAGUAGGAGUCCCAGGGCAAAGAGCAGAAGCCCUAUAAAUGAUGUUGAAGGCGACAGCAAUGGAGAUAGGAAGCAUAGAAGCCCUGUUGAAGAAAACAGCCGCAGCCGCAGCCCAAGCCCUGUCCGCAGGAGUGAUGAUGAAGACAUCCCUGGUUCCCCGAGAGGCAGUGAAUCACCAGCUUAAAUGCACUGUUCUCCAAUGACGUGCGGAUUUUACAUGAAAACUGUAUCGCGACAACUUCUUUGCUUUAAGUGGGUUCUGUUUAUUGUUCUCUAGCUCCGAAUUUUGAACUUACUCUUUUUUUUUUUUCGGAUUAUGGAUUUCUGUGGGCAAUAGAUAAAUUAUGUUUGGGAUCCACCAAUUUUUAAGUUC